Biomphalaria glabrata is the source of this 7217-nucleotide messenger RNA. Its product is annotated as gamma-glutamyl hydrolase A-like. Bases 291 to 1271 code for a protein of 326 amino acids. The transcript has 10 exons. Gene Ontology annotation, molecular function: gamma-glutamyl-peptidase activity. Gene Ontology annotation, biological process: tetrahydrofolylpolyglutamate metabolic process. Gene Ontology annotation, cellular component: vacuole. The record is from RefSeq and is a predicted model, not a curated record. Lineage: Eukaryota; Metazoa; Mollusca; Gastropoda; Planorbidae.
GCCUAUAUCCUUUCAUUUCCGCACGAAUUCUGUUGAUUCAUCUUCACCAGAGAUAGUCUAGCUGUUGUAAAGACAAAGUUUAUAUUGUGUUGUGCAAUGUACGUGAUUUGAAGAGGCUACGCCGAUCGACUGAUCUCAAGCCGCAUUGGCUGCCUAACGAGCUUGUAGGCCUAUUACACAAAUCUUCUUGAAGAUUACAAGUCAAACAGAAUUCAAUUACGAAAGUCUGGGACAUGUUGAUACUAAACUGAGAGACAUUCAAGGUAUGGGCUAAAUUUAAUUUGAAGCAUAUGAGUGAUCGAUCUGCUCACACACACACACCAAAAAUGUUUUACUUAAAAUCAACACUUGGAGCCUUUAUUGAACUUAUCCUUUUGUUUUGGGGCUGUGCCACUGUGAAGACAGCAGCCACAUUCAAUGACAGGCCAAUAAUAGGAAUCUUAGCACAAGAUACUAAUUCACCCUAUGGUAAGACCUACAUCUCAGCAACCUAUGUGAAAUUUAUGGAGCAGGCAGGUGCUAGAGUGGUGCCAAUAAGAGGUGGCCAGCCUUUAGAAUACUAUGGACAAAUGGUUAACUAUACUAAUGGCAUAUUAAUUCCUGGUGGAAGUGUGAACUUAAAUACUAGUCUUCUGGGGAGGUCAGCAAGAAUUAUUUAUGACUUAGUUAUACAGGCUAAUGAUAGGGGAGACUACUACCCGCUGUGGGGUACCUGCAUGGGCUUUCAGGUCCUAUGCUUUUUAACUCAAGGAGAAAAUCUCUUAAAAGGAACUGAUUCGAACAAUGCCUCUUGGCCCUUAAAUUUUACAUCAGGGUUUCGGAAGAGUAGAAUGUUUGGCUAUGCUCCUGAAGAAAUCAUUCAAAUUUUAGCCCAGCAACCAGUUACACAGAAUGAGCACAGCUACAGCAUUCUAUUGCCAGAUUUUGAAAAUUCAAAAUUGUCCAAGUUUUUUUCUAAACUUUCCACAAACCUAGAUAGAAAAGGAAAAGAAUUUAUCUCCACAGUAGAAGCUAAAAACUAUCCUAUCUAUGGAGUUCAGUGGCAUCCAGAAAAGAACAAUUUUAACUGGAACCCUAACUAUGUUAUAAAUCAUAAUAGAGAUGCAGUGAAAGUCAGUCAGUAUAUGUCUGACUUUUUUGUGAAUGAAAGUAGAAAAAAUCUACACAAGUUUCCUACUGUUCAUGAUGAAGCUGUGAACAUGAUUCAAAACUUUAAAAGGGUUUAUUACCCAGAUAAUACUUUUUUUGACUUCUAUUUUCCUGAUCUUUGAAAGAGGGGGAGAUAACUCUAGACAUUUUUUUGUAAAAUGUAGAUUAACUUUGUGUCAAUAGUUGUCAAUAGUUAUCAAUAGAAAUUUGUCUGAAUAGAGAGAAGAAAAAACUUGUAUCAAUUUAUAUGUUCUUUUAUAAAAUAAAAAUUUUUCAGUUAGUUUUAUAUUAUAAUCUUUAUGUAGUUUUCAAGAAGGCCGUGGGAUAGACAUUUGAGACCAAAAGAAAAUCCGCUCCCAAGGACAGACGCCAAUGGCGUAAAGAAGAUCUUAAUCGAACACCGGCGGACAAUGGUUAUGCUUGCCCUGGAUGUGGCAAAAUAUGUAGGUCACAGCUGAGGCUGCAUAGCCACGGAAGAUACUGCAUUCCUAAUUAAUCUUCGGACUUGAAGACAAGCCUUAUUAUUAUUAUGUAUUUUUCAUAUUGUCCUACAAAUAUUGUGAUAUUAAUGUUGCCUUACAAUAUGCUGAUAUUAAUUAACUGAGAUUAAUGUUUCAAUGCUAACUUUCAAAUCUAUCAUAUUGUACUCAUAAAAUAGACAGUUAUGUUUUCCGUAGUGUUUUACACAUUAGUGAAAUUUCAUUGAAAUCGCUCAUUUAAUGUUAUGCAAUAAAAAAAAAACCCAACUAAAUAUUGGUGUGUGCUACAUAUAAAUUCUGUUUUUUUUUUUUACACGUUUUGGAAGUUCCUUCUGAACAUCACUUUUACAUCCUAGCCAACAUUUCCAGUUGGACAGCAGGGAUGACUGAGCAGGAUUGAGCCCAGGACCAUGACGGUCCAGAGGACCAUGCAGCCAUCGAAAUUCUAUUUGGAACUGCUGCCUACAAAUAAUGAAUUUCUUUGGUACAAAAUUUUCACUUUCAAAGUGAUUAGAAAAGUAAACCUAGUGAUUUCAAUUAAAGCUUUCAAUCAAACUAAAUUAAGCCAAUUCUAGAACGGCAGACUUUGCCACAAUUCAUACAUGUGUAUACCUCUGAUUUAGGGCUAGCGGACAGGGCAGCUUUCUUUUUUUCCCUCUUGAUUAAGGCCGCUUCAAUUUUUUUGUUCUCAGCAAGGGUUGUCCCAGCACGCACAGUCUGUCUCCAUGCACUCCGGUCUUUGGCUAUGUUUUCCCACAUACUUUCGCUGAUGCCUGAGGCUCUCAUGUCUCGCUUGCAGACAUCUCUAUAUGUUAGUCUUGGGCGCCCUUGGGUCUGACUCCUUCCACAAGCUCAGCAUAUAAGAUAUCUUUUGGGAUUCUACAUCUGGCAUGCGGGUGACAUGUCCGAGCCAGCGUAAUCUUCUUUGUGUCAGGAGAGCAUACAUGCUGUUCAUAUUGGCCAAUCUCAAAACUUCCUGAUUGGAGACAUGGUACCUCCAAGAGAUGCCCAUUAUGCGUCUCAGGCAGCGCAAGUGGAAACUAUUCAAUCUGUGCUCUUGGUACAUGUAUGCUGACCAGCUACAACACAGGCGUUGUAGACUAGGAUUUUGGUCGAUGUGGUCAAUUUACCAUUUUCCCAGACGCGCUUGGAGAGUUUUGCCAAUGUUGUGGUAGCUUUUCCUAUCCUUUUUGUCAGCUCGAUAUCUAAGUCUAGGUUACCGGUACGUGACGUUUUGGCGCCGCCGUUUUGGCGCCGCCCUUUUGGCCCCGACGUUUUGGCGCCGGGACGUUUUGGCGCGAGCCGUUUUGGCGACGGGACGUUUUGGCGCGAGAUAUCAUUUGACGAAAAUUUAAUAAGCACGUAGCUAUUUUUAAUGAACCCUUGAAUUCCAUCGACUUAGGCAAAUAACCAUGGUGUCCAUGUAUACUUAACCUAAAGUAUUUUGAGAAACAUGGUACAUGUAUUAUAUUUUUACUUUUAUUAGCAAGUGUUUGGUAUGUAUAGCUGGAGAUACCAUACAGUCAUUAAAUAAACCAAUGUUAAUGUAAACAAAUAAUUGCAUCAAUUUUUAGUCUAUCAUCGUUUCAUUUUGUUUUUAAUUUUAAAGUAGUAUCUUAAAAAACUUUUUUGAAAAAAAGGGUGCCUCUUAAUAAACACACAUACACUAGCCAAAAUGUUUAUUAAAGAAAAUGAUGUGAAAAACAAACACACAUUUACAUUUAGUACUUGAAAAAUAUGUCUUAACACAAACACUCAUGCAAAACAUAGAUAUGAAUAAUUCUUUUAAAAGAAAUAAUACAAUAAACUUACAUAAUGUAUUUCGCGCCAAAACGUCCCGUCGCCAAAACGGCUUGCGCCAAAACGACCUUCGCGCCAAAACGGCGGCGGCGCCAAAAUGUCCUGCUUCGCAAGGUUACUGACAAUUGUUGAACCCAAGUAGGUAAAUUCCUGCAAGACUGAAAGGGUGUGGUUCCCAAUAUGUAUUAUAGGUAUUUCUGCGACGUCUUGUGCCAGAAUUUUGGUCUUGGAGAGACUUAUAGUAAGGCUAAACUCUUGACAAGCAGCCGCUAAGGCGUUCACUAGCUUCUGUAGACCUCCUUGUGAGUGAGAUACAAGUGCCGCGUCAUCGGCAAACAGCAGCUCCCUUAUCAAGAUACGACGCCUUUUGGUUUUGGCUUUAAGACGUGCCAGGUUAAAGAGCCUUUCAUCGGAUCUGCUAUGGAUAUAUAUUCCGUCUUCCAGGGAUUUAAAAGCACUGGUUAGUACGACUGAGAAGAAGAAUGUGGUAACCUUUUAUUUAUUGAAGAAUGUGGUGUUGACAGUAACCUAUUAUUUAUUGAAGAAUGUGGUGUUGACAGUAACCUAUUAUUUAUUGAAGAAUGUGGUGUUGACAGUAACCUAUUAUUUAUUGAAGAAUGUGGUGUUGACAGUAACCUAUUAUUUAUUUAAGAAUGUGGUGUUGACAGUAACCUAUUAUUUAUUGAAGAAUGUGGUGUUGACAGUAACCUAUUAUUUAUUGAAGACUGUGGUGUUGACAGUAACCUAUUAUUUAUUGAAGAAUGUGGUGUUGACAGUAACCUAUUAUUAAUUGCAAUAUGAUAGGAAGUUAUAAGCAGCUUUUUUAAAACCUUGGCAUAAGAAUAGCACAUCUUGUCUCAUUCCAAAGAUGACUAGAUCUCCUAAAAAAUUAUAUUAUUAUUUUUAAAAUUACUACAAUGAAAAAGCACUUAAAAAAAAACAAAAACAAUAAGAACAAUUUGUCUAUAUUAUACGAGGUAUAUACUUUUUAAAAAUAAAUUUAGAACAAAAACAAGUUAAAAUAAAAUAGUCAAUUUCCCAUACACUGUAGUAUUGACACAUUUAUAUUUUCACUACAAAAGAAAAGCUGAGUUUCUCUUCUUUGUUCUGAAGGAGACAUAAAGAGUCUCUUAUACAAGAGCAAAAAACAAACUGCUUAUAACUUCAUAUGACAUCAUAUUCCAUUAGUAGUUUAAUGUAGACACCAAAUUCUAAUACCUAUUGGACUAAUCGUGGAUUUUUCAUGAUCAAAUAAAAUGGAAAAAAAAAAUCGUCCACUUUUAAUUGUCCAUUAUUUUGUUAAAGGCACGUCUCUGUAUCAUGUGCUCACUUUAGUGAUACAUUCAUUUUUGUUAAAGGCACGUCUCUGUAUCAUGUGCUCACUUUAGUGAGACAUUCAUUGUUGUGGAGAUGAUCAUGUCUAUUAUUACAAAAAAUUAGCAGUAGCCUACUUAAAAAAUAUAGGCCAGGCAAAACUCAAUAAGUAGCUGCUUAGAACAUUAUGGUUCAUUCUGUUAACUUCAAUUUAUCAUGGAUACGGCUAAUUGUAAUCUGUUACGUUUUACUUCUUUUUGAACAUAAUAAUUGCUACAAAUUGUUUUGCUCCAAAAUAAGUGAUUGUUGAUCAAGAAGUAGAGCAGACACAUUUGUGUGAACUCUGACUUUUCUUCCUGAACUAAUGCAAUUUGGUAGGUCAUUUAUGUAAAGCGUAUCAGGCUAAAGACUGUUCUGAGUGGCAGGACCAGCCUUAGGCAGCUGCCUUAGUGGGGGCAUCGCACUGCACUCUUACUAUGUUUUUUGAAGAAUAAAUAGCAAAACUUGUUGUCAACGUUAUUGUUGGAGUACACUAGAAUUUUAUAAAAUUGCAUAAUUUUAGUUUUUUAACUGUUUAUCUUUUAAUUUUCUAUUCCUUUUGGGGUCACCAAACUCACUUUCCCUAGGGCUUUAUAUUAUCUAAGGACAGCCUUGUUUGAGGUACACUUGAGUUUACUUUAUUGGUGUUAGUUUGAAGCCAUUCAUUAUUACAGUUUGUUCUUUCCAUGUCAAGAAAUACUGAAAAAAUUGGUGCAGUUAUGCUGAAAUAUCAUAAGUUUUUAAGCCAGCUAUGGCGGUGAACUUUAUUAAAUGCCUUAAAAUUAGAAAAAUCUAAUAAAUGUCAUCAUUUGGUUAUUAAUUAACUAAGCCUUUUGAAAAAUCAUCAAUUAGAUCUAUUAGUUGAGUUUCACAUGACCUACAUUUCUUAAAGCUAUGUUGGUAUAUAUUCAUAUAUGUACAAAUAAAACAAAAUGUGCAAUGCAUAUAAACAGAUACAAACAAUUUGAAGAUCUGAAUAUUCUAUUUUUUUCUAUUUCAGGUAGAAAAAAUCUACACAAGUUUCCUACUGUUCAUGAUGAAGCUGUGAACAUGAUUCAAAACUUUAAAAGGGUUUAUUACCCAGAUAAUACUUUUUUUGACUUCUAUUUUCCUGAUCUUUGAAAGAGGGGGAGAUAACUCUAGACAUUUUUUUGUAAAAUGUAGAUUAACUUUGUGUCAAUAGUUGUCAAUAGUUAUCAAUAGAAAUUUGUCUGAAUAGAGAGAAGAAAAAACUUGUAUCAAUUUAUAUGUUCUUUUAUAAAAUAAAAAUUUUUCAGUUAGUUUUAUAUUAUAAUCUUUAUGUAGUUUUCAAGAAGGCCGUGGGAUAGACAUUUGAGACCAAAAGAAAAUCCGCUCCCAAGGACAGACGCCAAUGGCGUAAAGAAGAUCUUAAUCGAACACCGGCGGACAAUGGUUAUGCUUGCCCUGGAUGUGGCAAAAUAUGUAGGUCACAGCUGAGGCUGCAUAGCCACGGAAGAUACUGCAUUCCUAAUUAAUCUUCGGACUUGAAGACAAGCCUUAUUAUUAUUAUGUAUUUUUCAUAUUGUCCUACAAAUAUUGUGAUAUUAAUGUUGCCUUACAAUAUGCUGAUAUUAAUUAACUGAGAUUAAUGUUUCAAUGCUAACUUUCAAAUCUAUCAUAUUGUACUCAUAAAAUAGACAGUUAUGUUUUCCGUAGUGUUUUACACAUUAGUGAAAUUUCAUUGAAAUCGCUCAUUUAAUGUUAUGCAAUAAAAAAAAAACCCAACUAAAUAUUGGUGUGUGCUACAUAUAAAUUCUGUUUUUUUUUUUUACACGUUUUGGAAGUUCCUUCUGAACAUCACUUUUACAUCCUAGCCAACAUUUCCAGUUGGACAGCAGGGAUGACUGAGCAGGAUUGAGCCCAGGACCAUGACGGUCCAGAGGACCAUGCAGCCAUCGAAAUUCUAUUUGGAACUGCUGCCUACAAAUAAUGAAUUUCUUUGGUACAAAAUUUUCACUUUCAAAGUGAUUAGAAAAGUAAACCUAGUGAUUUCAAUUAAAGCUUUCAAUCAAACUAAAACUGUGAACAUUGUGAUAACUUAUGUGAUAUACUUUGUAUGCCAAAUAGUUUCCUUAGAAACUUUUGCGAUAGCAAAAAUGUAUUCCAUAUGCUUAGUCUAUUAGUAUUAAUCUACUAAAAUUUUUGUUGCCGCCAAACUAUUAGUUGAAUAAAAUCUUUGAACAAAAUAAUGUUUGUGUUUUAAUUUGUGUUUUAAUGACAAGUUCUGGUUUGAUUUUAAUAUUUGAAUGUUAUGUCUCUAAAAUUACACUCACGUUCCAGAUAUUUUUACAAUGUUUAACAUUUGGAUGUUAAAGUUUUGCAUAUUAAUUUUGUGAUUAAUAUUUUUAAGCAUUGCAUGUGAUUAUUAUGUCAAAAAUGUUCAAAUUGAAAAUAAAAUAACAUUUGGUCAUGCAA